Molecule: messenger RNA, 936 nt
Organism: Rotaria sp. Silwood2
Lineage: Eukaryota; Metazoa; Rotifera; Eurotatoria; Philodinida; Philodinidae
Source: the annotation of a GenBank genome assembly
AUGAAACACCCGUCUAGUAGUAUUGGGCAACAGCCAACUUUAUGGCUUUUGUUCGUUUUACGUUUACGAAAAUGUUUUAAACUUCGAUAUUUAUUAACUAUAUUUAUUAUUUUUAUUAUUUUAACAUAUUUACAUCUUACAAAUUAUACUCCUUCUGAUCAAUCAAUAGUUCAUGAAUCUGAAAUAAUUAUAGAAGAAGAAAUACUGAUUAUCAAUUAUACUCUUUCAAAUCAAUGUAAUUCAAAUGAAAUUGAAUACUUACUUCAUUCUACUUCAUCAUAUAAUAAAAAUAAUGAUAGUCGGUCACAACCAACAAUUGAACGAUUACAUAAACUUUUUCAAAUCCUUAUUUCACAUGAAAAUACAUAUAGGAAAGUAUUUGAUUAUUUAGGUAUAUUUCGUUUUAAUGAUUUUCAUAAUACAUUACAUCCAUUUGCUAAUAAUAUUGAACGUUUACAAAAUAUUUAUUGUCUUUUUCAAAAAUAUAUUAGCAUAUCUGAUAAUGGUGAUAUUGUUAUAAAAAAAAAAUUUAUUUCUUAUUUGAAACAAGUUUCAAAUUAUUUAUCUGAUGGUUUUAAAAAUAAACAUUUAACUUGGAAUGAAACUUUAAAAGAUAAAAUUCAAAAACCAGUUAUUAUUCUUGCAGCUAAUUCACAAUUUUAUAAUACUUUACAAGCAUCAAUGCAUACAGUUAAUGAUUAUUUAAAAGAUUAUACUAUUGCUAUUUAUGAUCUUGGAUUUAUUCCAACUCAAUUAAAAAUGGUAGGAAAUGAAAAAGUUCAAAAUAAUUUUCUAACUCAAUGGAUAAUCGAAAAGUAUUGUGACAAAAUUGAUAUUGAUAUUUCUCUUGUUCUUAUGUCUGAUUUUUUUAAACAAAAUACAUACAGUAUGACUCCUAUGAAAUCACAUAUUCAAAGUAUUGAAAACAAUACUUAG